Molecule: messenger RNA, 930 nt
Organism: Ambispora gerdemannii
Lineage: Eukaryota; Fungi; Glomeromycota; Glomeromycetes; Archaeosporales; Ambisporaceae
Source: the annotation of a GenBank genome assembly
AUGACUACUAAUACUGCGUUAUUUGAAAAAGUUUAUAAUUUUCUCCGUGAUUCCCCUUUAGAACAUAUCACUGCAGUUUCCAUAGUCAAUCAAGUGAUAGAAGAAGAGCCGUGGUUUCCAAAGGAAGAUUCGAGACAAUUAAUAUAUAAUGCGAUUGUUUCUAUAAAAAAUCUGUAUGGAGAGAAUUCUGGGAAAUAUAAGAAACUCAUUGAAAUUUCGUUUAAGUUUGAUGACGCUUUCGAAGGGGUGUGUAGUCUUCGAGAUAUUGAUUUGGCGAAAUGGGAUGAACAGGUAUCCACUGAGGAGAUUGCAACGAAUUUGCGGAAACUAAAGCUGAAUCUUGGUAAUAGUACAGCCCCAUACGCUAAAAAAUUGCUCAAAUAUCUUAAAAAAAUUAAACCUUCUGACCUUUCAUGGAGAGAUCCUGAAGCAAGUCAAGUAAUUAGUAGCGAUUCAGAAAUUAUACGGCGUUUAUCUGAGGAGGUGGAAGAUGAAUAUAACCAUUAUAUGGAGCCAGUAAAACGUAUGGAGGGAACAACUCCUCUUCGUAUUAAAGAUGUGUGUAAUGGGUUUGUGAUGAGCUAUAAUAAUACCAUGUAUGAGGGGGUGCCUAUUGAGCUUUCACAUGGAAAUUGGGAAGAGUCGGAAGAAGAUAUUGUAGGGAUAGCAUCUGGAAUACUUGAUACAAUAGAAAGUAUUUGGAGAAAUCCAGCGUUUGGGGAGAAGUUCGCAAAAUCUCAAAAUGAAGGGACAUAUGUAACGGAUAUUAUAGUCCCUGUAGUGAAAGCUUCAUUGGAAAAACUACCAAUAAAGAGUUUCGCCUUCAAAAUUCUAAUCGUUAACCUAUCAUUGCUAUUAAAUGCGGAUCGUGGUUUACGUGAAGAUAAAGAAGAUAGUUCGACAGUAUCAUCACCCCCAUAUGACGAUUAG